Messenger RNA from Phyllopteryx taeniolatus (common seadragon), 3031 nucleotides. It is a transcript of the gene tspan31, whose product is annotated as tetraspanin 31. The transcript is spliced from 5 exons. The record is from RefSeq and is a predicted model, not a curated record. Bases 459 to 863 code for a protein of 134 amino acids. NCBI's taxonomy places the organism in Eukaryota, Metazoa, Chordata, Actinopteri, Syngnathiformes, Syngnathidae. Gene Ontology annotation, cellular component: membrane.
ACGCCUCCCUCACGUCAGAAAAACAGACGAGUCGAAAGCUCAACCUCGGUUUCUUGUUCGAUUUGGCCUUCAGUCGGCAGCCGCGAUGGUGUGCGGUGGUUUCACGUGUUCCAAAAACGCGCUUUGCUCCUUGAACGUGGUCUACAUGCGAAUCAAGUGAAAUCUCACGUGGACGAACGGGGGCGCGAGUAAGUUGUCCCCCUCGUGUGACGUACAGCUGGUGGGCCUGCUGCUGAUCGGCGUGGCGGCGUGGGGGAAGGGUUUCGGCUUGGUGUCCAGCAUCCACGUCAUCGGCGGCGUGAUCGCCGUGGGCGUCUUCCUCUUGCUCAUCGCCGCGGUGGGCCUCGUCGGAGCCGUCCGCCACCACCAAGUCGUGCUUUUCUUCGUAUCCUUUCUCCACGUCGCUCGGCGCAUUGAAAGGCACGUGAAUGUUUCUUUGACGUCUGGCCUCCCAGUACAUGGUCAUUCUUUUCAUCGUCUUCCUCUUUCAAUUCGGAGUGUCCUGCUCCUGCCUGGCGAUGAACCGCGGCCAGCAGGAAGGACUUCUGAACUCUGCGUGGGGAAUGCUGGAAAAUAAGACCAAGACCGACUUGGAGAGUCAGCUCGACUGCUGCGGGCUGCUCAACGUCACCAGCCACCGAGCGCAGUUCGAGCAGGAUCUGCAGAACUGUCCCGCCUUAUGCAAGAAGAAUACUUCAUGCUACACCUGCGGGGAUAUGAUGCUGCACCAUGCCAGCGAGGCGCUCAAGAUCCUCGGAGGCGUCGGGCUCUUCUUCAGCUUCACGGAGAUUUUGGGAGUUUGGCUGGCAGUCCGCUACAGGAACCAGAAGGACCCGCGAGCGAACCCGAGCGCGUUCCUAUAGUCCGUCGCCGCCGCACUUCGUCCCCGUGCCGUUUUUGACACACCGGUACACGACGCGGAACGGACCGGCCCACACGAGAACGCACCCCACGCCUUCUUCGUUCGAGACCGGCCCCGCGGGCGCUCGCGCACGACGGGAUGACUCGUAAUACCGGUGAGGCCGACUCGCCCGUAUUGCGACCCAGCCUCCGUUUGAUGGCCCGACUUCUAGCCGUCGCCGCCCAUCCCGGCAAGUGAGAAGCAUCUCACAAAUUUGCCCACGUGGGCCCGGAAAUGUUCUCAUGCACAGCAAAGGCGUCGUCCGCGACGGGGAGAAGAAGUGCCCACCGGAUGUGUGGAGCAAAAGUCACAAACGGCUCGGACUUAGCAAGGGGACGAGGGGAAUUCUCUUAAACCAAAAAUGUUUUUUUUUUGUUUUUUUCAAAAAAAGCAAUAGAUGAGCACUUCAAACUCCUAAAAUCCUCCAGACAAUUGAUGAAUGAAGUACAUGGAACUAUUCUACUGCCCACAUUCUCACCAAUAACGUUCCAUUUGUGCUACAGGUGCAACAAUAGUCAAUUAAUUUGACCAUCGAUUAGUAUGUUUGGUCUUUGAUUUAUCCUCUAUAGGGUUGCAACUAACCAUUAUUUUAAUCAUUUAAUCUGUCAAUUAUUUUUUGGAUGAAUCUGAGAAAAGAAAACUUAAUUUCCAUCUCUUUAUUCAAAAACAGGACGUUAUUUCAAACUGACAUUGAAGUAAUACAAUUGGCAAAAAUGUUGAUCAGUAAUAUUUCCAGAUUUCCCUCAUCCUCCGUCAAAGCAGACUGAUUGAAUAUCUUUGUUUUUAAUCAAAAUAAGGCAUUUGCGAACAUCGACUUUCACGUUGGAAAACAGUGGUCAACAUUUUUGCAAAUUUUCUGACUGAACUGAAUAAUAAUAAUCUUUUUGUUUAACCAGGGAAGGUAGUUGCAAACAAUUUCUCAUUUACAAUGCUGAAUCAUAAUCAAUGAGUGCAUUUAAUUUAAAAAAAAUAUAUUUUUUUUUUAAAUAAAGGGAUGGAAAUUAGCUUUUCUAUCCAAUUUGAUUUUUUAAUUGCUCAUUAAAAUCAUGGUUAUCUGCAGGCUUGCUAUUCAGGUUUAGUUUUUCGGGGAAGUGACACCGUUUGAAAAGUCACGGUCAUUUUGACGUGUCCUGCAAGCUUAUUGGUGGAAGUGAACUGAAACAUGUCAGCAAAUCAGAGAAGGGCUUCCCUGAGUAGCAGACAAAACCAAAGGGUCCAGGAGCCAAUGGUCAAGUAUGUACUAGGUUUUGCUGAAUUGAAGGCUUUUUUUUUUUUUUUUCCCCCCAGAUUUUUUUGGAAUAGGCAAAAACGUUUCUUCUGGCUCUAAAAACUCAGUUUCUCCUAAACCAGUCGUGCAAUUCUCAAAAUUCAGGUUAAAGUGGCCUCGCCAGCCGGACUCUGCAUUUUGGCAGACUGUCAUUUUCUUGUCACGUUGCUCCUGGACUAGAGUUUCGAUAAAGUAGUCACUAGUCAAUGGCGUUGGAAUAAUUCUGAGCUAUAACUGAGCCAGCUGUCACAAGUUUGAGCGCCAGCGGACUGCAGACCUGAUGUACGUAAAACUGAUCUUCCGUGUAGUUGUUCCUUUAGUGUUGCACACACUGCGAUGUUGCGUCCUGUCAGGUACGUAGAUUUGCCUCUUGUUUAAGUGGAAGAAAUAGCGACAAUAUAUCCAACAAAAACUGCACAUUUUGCGUCACAGACCCACUUUUUCUUUAUUUUUUUUAGUGUGUGUUGUGAAGUGUGUUUUGGCCUCGGUUGCAGUUCUUUUUAAUCUUGUCAAUAAUUGCCCUGACUCUUUUCCAUUCAUCAGUGUUAAAUGCUUUGUACAAAUGGGUCCCUUUUAAGUUAUCUUUGCAAUUUCCUGCUAAUUUACUGACGUCGCGUCCUAGCUUUUAACUUAUAAUGAGCGUCCACUUGAAUUUUGUGUCUUACUUGAACUUGCCAGCUUACAGCCAGUGCACAUUUUGCUGCUGCGGCGGGCCCAAACCUUUCGCAGACGCGUUGCCAGAUACUGUUCUGCUCAAUAUUUACACCACAACAUUCAUUUGUGUGCACCUCUGCUUGAAAUGUAUUUUCCCCUUCAUUUGGGGACCUAAUUUUACAAAUAAUAAAACCUGAAAUUGGACCAUA